AUUGCCAAUUUUUUUCUUGCUGGGUGGGGUUUGAAUUGGUCAGCAACUCGCCCUUCUCUCGCUCUCUACUAUAUUAACACGUACCACUCCAUUUUGUGACUAUACAAACUUUCUCUUCCCAGUCAUAGUUGCCCCCCUUUUCCACCUCAUUUCUUUCCAAUAUCCUCCUCCCUUCCGGGGUUGGCUUUGUGCCAAAGCCUCUUUUCUUAUCCUUUGCAUGCAUAGCUUUGCCAUCGAUACCUUUUCUACUUAAUUUAUAUCUCGCUCUCUUUCUCUGUCAAAUUACCCACCAUCAUUUCCCACAUUCUAGAUUUGCUGUUUCUGCUUAUUCUCCCUUGUAUUUGGGUUUUGGUUUCUGAGAGCCAUCUGGAUCUUAACUUCUUCUAUGUUGCUUGCUUUUGGCUCUUCACUUUUGUACACUUUUGAUUCUUAUCAAGCUAUAGCUUUAUCCUGACAUGAUCUAGUACCGCUCCAUGUUCUUAAAGUUUAUAAAUUAACCCCACAACCAAGCAAAGCUUAUCACCGCCGAGAGCGUAUAGUUCACCACAGAUAUUUGGGAACAUUUUUGUUUUUGAAUGGAAAGAACGAUGGAUUGGGAGCAAAAGACUCUUUUGAAUGAGCUAACACAAGGGAAACAGCUGACCAAUCUGCUUAGGCAGCAUCUCCAUCCUUCUUCAUCUCCCGAAACACGCCAGGACUUACUUGAGAAAAUUCUCUGUUCCUAUGAGAAAGCUCUUUCAAUGCUGAAUUGGAGUGGUUUUGUGGUUGAAACUAAGCCCACAAGUAGCACGUUGGAAUCUCCUGCUUCCAUUGCCAACAGCAGCCUAGGAAGCGAGGGCUCUGAUAAAAAGGAUGUGUCCAAAAAGAGAAAAACAUCGUCCGGGUGGACCGAGCAAUUAAGGGUUUGCUCUGGGACGUCAUUAGAGGGGCCUCUCGAUGAUGGAUAUUGCUGGCGAAAAUAUGGCCAGAAAGAUAUUCUUGGAUCCAAUUUUCCAAGGGGAUAUUAUAGAUGCACUCAUCGUCACUCACAAGGCUGUUUAGCCACUAAACAAGUUCAAAGAUCAGAUGAGGACCCUACAAUCUUUGAGGUGAAAUAUAGAGGAAGACAUACCUGUAACCAAGUUUCUCACUUUGCUGUCACGUCUGUACCAGUAACAAGAGAAAUGUCCAAAGGGCAAGGCAAUCAUUCUCGGAAAAGGCAGCAACUUGAAGAGAAACAGAAACAAUCACAAGAGAUGUUUAUGAGUCUUGGAGCAGGGCUUAAGGUUAAAACAGAGGAAUUGGACACAAGAGAGGACAUUUUUCCUUCAUUUCCUUUCCCUGUUGAAUCAGAAGAAGUGGAAAACAGCAUGUUCGUAAAGUCCCUAAUGGAAAAUGAUAUCAUGGGAAACCUUUCUCCGACAUUUAUGUCUCCAGCGACAUCUGAAUCCAACUAUUUUUCAGUGUCACCGUGCCACAUGGGCAGCUUUGGUUUUGCCCAAAACGUGCAGACUUCUGAAUCUGAUCUUACAGAGAUUAUCUCUGCACCGACUUCAGUUACGAAUUCCCCAAUUGGAGACCUGGAUAUCUCAUCACUUGAUAAGUUGGAAUUCGAUCCGAGUUUCCCAUUCGAUAAUUCUGAAUUCUUCUCUUAAUGAGUUUUCAAACUUCCACCCCAUUAGGAGCAGAAGGAAGAAAAAAAGGGAGGAGAAAAUAGAAAUGUAGUGCACUGGUUUAUUAGAGUAAGCUGAUCCAGAAAAAGAGAUUGAGGAGUGUUCAUAUAGCUGUGACCAACAGCAAUGUAUCAGUCUCUGAUGGAGCUGGCCAGGAAAAUUAACAGUUGAUUAGGCAGUUCAAUUCUUAGAAAUAAUUUGUUUUCCCUUCA
Messenger RNA from Theobroma cacao (cacao), 1864 nucleotides. It is a transcript of the gene WRKY46, whose product is annotated as WRKY DNA-binding protein 46. Gene Ontology annotation, biological process: regulation of DNA-templated transcription. Gene Ontology annotation, molecular function: transcription cis-regulatory region binding; DNA-binding transcription factor activity. The record is from RefSeq and is a predicted model, not a curated record. NCBI's taxonomy places the organism in Eukaryota, Viridiplantae, Streptophyta, Magnoliopsida, Malvales, Malvaceae. Gene Ontology annotation, cellular component: nucleus.